GCCUAAUGAAAAAAACUCAAAAGGUCACGAGGAAGUUAAUCAUAACAUUUGAAAUAUCUAAUGUGGAGGGUGGACAGUAAGAAGAACCAGUACUUUUAUAAUAUAAUGUGAUAUCAGCUGAAGCUCUCUUCACAUCGGACACACACAGAUAUGGGGCUGUUUCAGAAGUGCUCACGACUCUCUCUGAGGUCCAGCUAUAUGUGGUCAGUCUGUCCUCAGUACAGCAUUGCAGUCACUGCCCGAGAGACCCCAGACAGGGCUCUGAUAGUGCACUGGACUCAGCAUCGUGAUGUGCACAACAGCAGACGGCUGGGAGCCAAUCCAGCCAACCCCAGUGCUGCUCCUCCACGCUUACCCUUCUCCAGGGUCACACAGGAGGAUCUGUCCUUCUUCAGAGCGCUACUGCCUGGAAGAACCAUCACUGAUCCAGACCUGCUGAAGUCCAGUAAUGUAGACUGGCUUAAGACUGUACAAGGUAGUAGUGAUGUUCUCCUGAGACCCAAAACAACAGAAGAGGUCUCUCAGAUUCUCAGGUACUGUAAUGAGCGAAAUCUGGCAGUGUGUCCGCAGGGAGGAAACACAGGUCUGGUGGGAGGAAGUGUGCCUGUGUUUGAUGAAAUCAUCCUUUCCACUUCUCUAAUGAACCAAGUCUUCGCCUUCGACAAUAUCUCAGGUAUCCUCACUUGUCAGGCAGGCUGUGUGUUGGAAAACCUGUCUCACUAUCUAGAGGAGAGAGACUUCAUCAUGCCGCUGGAUCUCGGAGCAAAGGGAAGCUGUCAUAUUGGAGGGAAUGUGUCUACUAAUGCAGGUGGUCUCAGACUUCUGCGCUAUGGCUCACUUAGAGGGACGGUUCUGGGCCUGGAAGUGGUUUUGGCAGAUGGACGUGUUUUGAACUGUCUGGCCACACUUCGCAAGGACAACACGGGUUAUGACCUCAAGCAGCUUUUCAUUGGCUCAGAAGGGACAUUAGGAGUCAUUACUGCUGUUUCCAUCCUGUGCCCCCGCAAGCCUAAAGCUGUCAAUGUAGCCUUUUUAGGGUGCUCCAGUUUCCAGCAACUACUGGAAACAUUUCAGUGUUGUAGAGGGAUGCUGGGAGAGAUCCUGUCUGCUUUUGAGUUUUUAGAUGCCUCCUGUAUGAACCUUCUGGAGAAGCAUCUGAAACUCACCAACCCCAUCACAGAAUGUCCCUUUUACAUUGUCAUUGAGACUGCUGGAUCCAACGCCACCCAUGAUGAAGAAAAGCUACAUCAAUUCCUUGAAGAAGUCAUGACAUCAUCUCUGGUCACUGACGGGACAGUUGCGACAGAGGCAACAAAAAUCAAGGCAUUGUGGUCUUUGAGGGAGAGAGUCACAGAAGCUCUGACGCAUGAAGGAUACACCUACAAAUAUGACAUCUCCCUUCCUGUGGAGAAGAUCUAUGAUUUAGUCCAAGAUAUGAGGAGGCACCUUGGAGGCAUGGCCAAGAAUGUCGUCGGCUAUGGACACGUUGGGGAUGGAAAUCUUCAUUUAAACAUCACUUCCCCCUCUAAAGACUUUGCUCUGCUGGCUGCCAUUGAGCCAUAUGUGUAUGAGUGGACGUCUCAGUGGAAAGGCAGCAUCAGUGCAGAGCAUGGGCUCGGUCUGAAGAAGAGAAACUACAUCUACUACAGUAAACCCUCAGAGGCAGUCGCUCUCAUGGGCAGCAUUAAAGCCAUGCUGGAUCCUAAAGGCAUCCUCAACCCUUACAAAACACUGCCAGACAACAUAAACUAAUGGUUUCAUGGUGAUCAGGAUUUCUAUGAAAAUUAAGGAUGUCAAUUUACCACAGUAUUAUUGAUGUAGUAUGUUUAAUGUAUUAAAUGGGCUAUAAUAGAUUCCAAGUACUUAAUUUGUACACAAUUGUGUUUUAAAGCGACACUAUGUAACCGUUGGUUGGUUACUUUAUGAAUAGUUUGUUUAUGAUCAUCUAAUCAUCAUAAAUGGGAUUAAUGAUACAAAACUCGCUUCAAAUCAAUAUUAGCUAAUGUUAAAAUGACACAAAGUUUAUACAUAACAUACAAAAUGGUUGCUAUUUAUAUCUGUUAAAGUAAAAUGGUGAAACUAAAACUUUGCAAUACUGUUUGUGGGCAACUAAAGCGAAGUAGCUGAGACUGGGGCUGUAUCCAAAAUCACCCCUAUACCUUAGGUAAUGCACUAAUUAAGGGAGCUGCCAUUUAUUUGUCUAAAACAAUAGCGGACGUUCUGAAGUGCCCUCAAUCAAUUCCACAAUGCACAGAAUAAAUGUACAAUCAAUAUACACUGUGCUUAAUUCACUGCCCUAUAGCCUACCUUCUGGAGUGACAGCUUUGAAGGGAUGAAGGGUGCAGGGGUCAAAAAGGGUUAUUUUUUGGAACACACUUCUGCAUAACGAGAAGAUCAUCAAGGUGUGCCUUGUCUCACUUUUUAUCUGCUGGUUGACUCUCACAAAUACACUGAAUGAUUGUGCAUGCACUUUAAAUGUUUUUAUUUAUUUAACUUUAGAACGACCAGAACGACACUUUAAAAUGGCGGCCAUGAUUGUUUUUUCACACUUAAGUGCCCUUCUGAGGGCAAUAUUUCCCGUUUGAAACACGCUGAUACACUCAACGAUAUGGAAGCCCGUUUCCGCCACUGAAUUAAAAUAAAAUAAUAAAGUCAGAAUUCCGAUUAAAAAACAUCAGAAUGGCCAGUUAAUUAAGAAUUCUGAGUUAUAAAGUCAGAAUUGCGUGUUAAAAAGUCGCAAUCCUGACAACUCGCACUUCUGACUUUAUAACUAAAUUUUGACUAAAUAACUCAGAAUUGCGACUUAAACAAAUGAAGACAAAAUUAUAAAGUCAGAAUUCUGAGAUAUUAUUUUAUUCAGUGGCGGGAACGGGUUUCCUUAUAAUGGUUUGAGUUCAGGCGUCGAAUUAAUUUCCGGUUUUCCGCGUCUGAACCAAUGACUGUAAAAAAUAACACGAUGGCAUCCGCAACGGAAUUUUAUCGCAAGUUUUUGAAAAUAUGUUUGUUAAAUUAACGUUUAAAUACAUGACAUACAUCAGAAUAUUUGUUUAAGUACUCGCUGUUAACCGUCUCAGAGUCUGAAUGAGAAGUUGAAAUUGUAAUCUGAGAGAUUUAUCAACCAGCAAACAACCAUCCCUUCACGUUUUCACCCACACUUUUAAGUGAACACGUUUUAUUAACAGGCAUAAUGUAAUGACUGAGACUAGGGAAUGAGUGCUGGAGGCGAUUUAGGAUACUGCAUGGGAUAGUUUGGCUGCUGUAAAAAAAUCGUUUUAUGAAUCUAGCAUAACGUUAACCAGUACAAUAAAAUUGUGAUGUACGCAAACUGAGUGAUUUAUUUCAGGUGCGACGCUUACCCCGUUUUUGCCCACAAGUCUUAUUAGGUUUGAGGUCAAGUUGUUGCUUCAAGUGACUUCAUGAUUAGUCCAAAACACAGUCUGAGAGAGUUUUUAUAACAUUCUCUCAUGAUUUCAAUUUAUAGUGUUAAGUUACAUAUAGUGUAUCUUUCAUGGUAACCCUGCUGAAAACAAAACAGCAUAGACCUGACCAGCUAGACCAGCAUAUGAGCAUCACAACAUAUGCAGUUUUUUCAUCAGGGAAAUUGUGUAAUUUCUGUACCAAAUUGAACUGUAAGCUUUUUAUUUGCUUAUACAUAUAAAAUAAUUGACUGUGGGAUAAAUUGAAAUGCUACAAAUAUUUUUUUUAGACAAGAAUAAAACCAGCAUUCUUUAAAUAAAAGCCCAGCAUGAGAUUUUAUUAAUUUUCAUAUCAUGUAAAUACACCGAAUUGUGUCUAAUAAAUCAUCAACAACAAAAAAGUUGCUAAAUCCAUUUAGACAAUAAAAGUAUAUUUUGGUUAA
Molecule: messenger RNA, 3859 nt
Organism: Danio rerio (zebrafish)
Lineage: Eukaryota; Metazoa; Chordata; Actinopteri; Cypriniformes; Danionidae
Source: RefSeq, a predicted model, not a curated record